AUGAAGUUCUUUGGAAUCCUUGUCUUUGUCGCUGUUCUGGCCAUCGCUUCUGCUGCUUCCCCCACUGGUACCUCGCCACCGUCUCCGUUCGUCACCCCAACUACGCCCUCGUCGCCCUCGACCACCACCUAUACCUACACAACCUCUCCAUCAACGCCAACAUACACAAGCACAUCCGAGACCACCACCACGAAACCCUUCAAGCAGCAGCUCCUGUCUCUGCUCUUCAAUAAGAAGACCGGAUAGAGCCCUCGCCUGGACCAGAGAUGCCGCCACAUGGAACCAAUCCAAACAAAACUCACUCGAUUAGCCAAAAAAUAAAAAAAUACCAAAACUAAAAACAAA
This is a messenger RNA of Drosophila bipectinata, 345 nucleotides long. RefSeq lists its product as uncharacterized. Lineage: Eukaryota; Metazoa; Arthropoda; Insecta; Diptera; Drosophilidae. The record is from RefSeq and is a predicted model, not a curated record.